Molecule: messenger RNA, 5791 nt
Organism: Manis javanica (Malayan pangolin)
Lineage: Eukaryota; Metazoa; Chordata; Mammalia; Pholidota; Manidae
Source: RefSeq, a predicted model, not a curated record
GUUUUGACGUCUGGAGCACUUGUUCUGGGACCAGGGCAGUGGGUUGCAUUUCCUUUGCACCUUUGGACGUUCGGUUUGGUGGUGGCUAAGUUCUUAAGCAACAGGCUUGAGGAAGUAGCCGCAGUCCUCUCGGACUCCUUCAGUGGAAGGAGCUGCUCCGUACCGCGCCGCCCACCCUGGGCCAGAGUCUCACUUGAGCCGCCCUGGGGGCUUGCCUCCUGCAGAGGCAGUCCUGCCAUCCUUGGCGAGCCCUUGGAGUGUGUCACAGCACUCACGGCCAGAAGGUACUGGCUCUGAAUCUUGCCUCUCGUUCUGGUCUGAAGAGUGAGGACUUCUUCCUUCCAGCUGCUUGUGGUGGGCUUACUAAGCCGUCUUCCCCCGGGUCUUCUCUUUCCCAUACAUUCUAGUUUACUGGGCUUUUCCUUCCCUUUCAUUUUCUUUUCUUCUCUCCACAUACUUCUCUUCUGCUUUGUGUCCCUUUCCUUUUGAGAGCCCUGAAUGUGACCUAAUCUUCAGGAUAGCGGGUGACAGGGAGGAGUUCUGGAUUAUACCUGGGUAUCCGGUCUGAGCAUCUGGGUGAACAGAUUUCCUGCUUUCUAGGACUGAGUGGACUGUAGAAAGAGUAGGUGGGGAGGCAUAGUGGGCACCAGAGAGAGGCUGGGCAGUGGGCAGUGCGUAGAGGUGCUCCCCAUCAGGGGGAGUGUGUGGGAGGGAAGAGGGUCAAGGAGGGAACCCGGGAAAUGUCAUUAAGAGCCAGGCAGAGAGCCCAGAGCAGAGGCUGGAAAGGAGUCGUGGGUGAGAGGACAACCAAGAAAAUGUGAUGGCCCGGGGCCCUGGGCAAUCGGCCUUCCAGAGGUAGGUGGCAGGCGCUAUCGAAAAGUCAAGUGGAGCCAGUGCCUGGGCACUGUGGGCAGCCUCCACCAGACCGGUGUCGGGGAGCAGUGGGAACCAGACCAGAGACGAGGGCUCUCCCGGGGAGUGGAUGGUGAGAAAGUGUAAAGAGCUCUUCAAGAGUGUCUCUGUGGCAGAGGGAGGGUGAGGGCGCGAGAGCCUGGCUCACUGGCCCUGGGAGCUGCUGCGUCCUGUGUUCUCUGGCUGACUCCUAGAGGGGGUCCCGCGGAGCUGAGCAGGGUCCUGGCUGAAGAGGCCUCAGGCUGCCUCCCUCCGCAGCAUGAGUCCCGGGAGAGAGCCCCACGAGAGCCUGUGGCUCUUCACAGUGCCCUGCUGGGCGCGCAGGCCCACGGGUCCCCCUCCCCCGCCCCGCAUCUCUUCCAGGGAGGCCCCUGACUUCAUGGCCGGGUCAGGCCCCUCCCUUGGAUCUCACAACCCUGAGUAGUGCUGCUUCAUACCUGCACUACAGUGCUAGUUUUACACGUGAAUGUGAAUCUUAAAUUUAUCCACACCUGUGUCCCACCAGCCUGGAGGCUGUGUCCACGCAGGGGCCUUGCCUACUUUGUGCUGUAUCCUCCACACAGGAGAAUUGCCAGGUGCCUGGUAGGUUCUCAAUAAACUGAAGGGAAGAAGAGAAACGUCAGUUUGGUGAAGCAGGUAGACACUGAUGAGCCAAGGGCCGUGGGGGCUCCCGGCGAGGGCUGUUCCACUGGGCUGGAGGGGCGAGCCUCUGCCUUUGCCAACGAGGUUGAGGUCGUGAGUGUUCUGUCUGGGGCUGAUUUCUGUUAUCUUGCCGUGCCUCUGUCCACUGCUUACUUCUCUCCCCUCCAGGCCUCACCUUCCCCCAUCAGUGGCCCCCAGAGUUGAGUAGGGCAGCUGAGACCUAUUCUUUUCAUCUUGCUUUGCAGCCUAAACCCAUUUUCCCAUUCCCCCAAGUUCCAAGCAUGUUGGAAGUAGAAAAAAACAAAAAGCCCCCCAGGAGACGUACAUCCUCAGGAUCAGUGGGCCAGGAGUCCCCUGUGUGUGCUGACUCUCCCAUGAUCAGAGCCAAGAGCCCAGCUGUUACCCUGGUUUCUCCUGACUCCAAUUUCAGCACCAGAGCUACCAACACCUCUUGUGGACUUGACUGGGGGGUCAGGGGGUGCCUGCUGGAGACUGAAGUCAAACUUGAUUUUGGAGAUGUAGGCGAGAAGGCUGGCGGUGGCCACAGGAAGGCCAGACCCUGUGGCUCCCAGAAGGAGAGUGAGGGGAGUCUGUCCCUACAAAGGAAGAGACCCUGUUCCCUCUCCAGUGACUGGCCAGUCCCUUCAUCUGACCGAGUUUGCCUGGAGGAGCAGGAAGACAGUGUCCUAGGCGCACAUGUCUGCAGCAAGAGGAGACUCUGCUCCCUGGGGAGGCCUGGUCUUCACCCAGCUGCCUCCCAUGCAGAGUGUGAGGCCAGUCCUGAGCAGAAUGGACCAAAGAGAAAUGCCAGACUCUCUGGCCUCAGAUGUGUACUUGGACAGGAGCCUCCUGUACAGCCCAGGAAGGUGUCCAGUUGGAAGGCACAUGGACGGAGAGAGCAGGGGGAACUGGCAGGAAAGAAGUCCAGGGACCCAGUGCUCAGCUCUGGCCAGGCCCCUUCUGCCCGGGUGCUGGUCCGGGCGGCCAGUCCAGACAGGCUGGAGGUGGGCCAGCCUCGGGAGAACGAUGAGGCAACGCAAGCUGAGGUCCUCAUAGCCCGUCUGGCCAGAGAGGUGCGGCGCCUCAAGAAGUGGAAGAAAAGGCAACUGCUUCCCGGUCUGGGGGAGAAGUUGCCUCUCCUGAGCCUCCAGAAGCCACUCUGCAUGAAGCAUUCCCUGGGCCCUCUGGACAUCACAGGCCAGAAGCCCACAGUAGACGUCAGACAAUUCUUUACUUUCAACUGCAAGAACAUCUGCCAUGUCACCUGCAGUCUGUGUCACACCAGCAUCAGACAGAGCAAAGUUAAGGGUCAGUCCCAAACCUCGGGCCUCCUCCGUCACUUGCCUUCUUUGCUGAUAAAGCCCUGCCCCUGCUCCAUGAGGCCAUGGAUGAGCAGGUGCUUCAGGAGAUGCAGUGGGCUCAGGGCAGCUGCGUCCACCUCACCAUGUCCACAGCAGCCCGGGAUGCAGUCGUGGACUACGUGGCCAUCACUGCCCACUGGGCGGCAGUACAGCCAGGGAGCCGGCAGGUGGUGUCUGGAAGCCCGCGGAGGACAGCGGUGCUCUGGGUCCGAGGCCUGCCCGUGGAGAGCACCCAGGAGGAGAGGCAGCGGGGGCUGCGGGAGAAGCUGCCUUGACUCUCUGGUGAGAAACUUUCUGCAUCACCAUCACAGCAUUCAGAUCAUCCUGGGCACAGCCAGGGCCAUCUGCAGUCAUUUCCAAGGCUCUGCAGAGGCCCGGCGGCUGCUCACCCAGCUGCAGCGGCAGUGUGGCCUCCCAGAGCACCAGCCCUUUGGGGAGCUCGCAGCCAACUGGGUCUCCGACUACCACCUGAUGGAGUGGCUGGUGGAGCAGCAGCGACCGCUGCAAGAAUAUGAGGAGAAGCACCAGCUGGGUAAGGCCGGGAUGGCCCUGUCGGCCAUGUUCUGGAGCCUGACAAACAGCCUGCUCACCCUCCUGCAGCCCUUCCAGCUGACGAUCCGGGAGGCGAGUGCGGCACGGGCUGCUUUAAGUGAGGUGCUGCCUCAGCUGCGCUACCUGUACAUCUUCCUAGAGCAGGUUCCCGGGCACUUCGGGGAGCAGGGAGGCAAGGAGAUGGGCGCAGCCGUCCGGCUGGCUGAAGGCUUGGCCCUGCAGCUCUCCACAGACUGCCAGCUGAAUGAGCUCUUCCACCGCGAGGAGCUGGUGCUGGCCACCCUGCUGGACCCCCGCUUCAAGGGGAAGAUUGAGGCCAUCUUGCCUGCGGGGGCUGACAUUGACCACUGGAAGCAGGUUCUUGUGUACAAGGUGAAAGAGAUUAUGGUGUCUGAAUGCCCCCUGCCCGCUUCACUCUCCCUGCAGAGUCCCAAGGCUGUGUGUGUGAACGCCACCUCAAGGGGCAGCAUUGCCAGGAGCCUCAGGGCUGAGGGCCAGGGCCAGAAGGAGCCUGGGCAGCAAAGCAGCAGCUCUGGGUCUUUGCUGCUGGCCCAGAGGGAGAAGAGCUUGCUGGAGCAGCUGGAACAUGUGGGGCUGCUGGCAUCCAGGGAGAGUGGAGCCUCGCUCUUCACUGAGAACCACUUGGCCAGCAUUGUUGUGAAGAAGUACCUGCAUGAGAAUGAGACGAUUGGUGCCCAGGAGGACCCUCUGACCUACUGGGAGAAAAGGCAGGAGGUCUGGCCGGCCCUGGCAAAACUGGCCACUGUCUAUCUGACCUGCCCUGCCACGGGAGCCUCGUCUAGACGUGUCUUUGCCUCCCUGGGCAGCCCUGCCCUUGUGGGGCACAACUCCCCUCUCCCAGUGGAGACAGUUGAGCAUCUCCUUUUCUUGAAGACCAACCUGGAGAAUUUCCCCAACUACACGCGCCCCCCCCUGGUCUUCCCUAGUGGAGACCUGGCCGAGGGAGAGCAGAGCAGUGAGUCUGACCUCAUGGUCCACGGCCCUCAAAAUCUGCCUGUAGGGACUCGGCAGUAGAUAAGAGGAGCGCACAGAGUGGUUAUCCUAGGGCAUUAGAUAGGGACAGCCAGAAUCUUUAAACCGGUCUGGAAAGGGACAAUUUCUCAAUUCUUGACAGAUUACCUUUUUUUUUUUUCAGAGAGGUGUCAUUUUUCAUCUGCUGAGUGUUUAAUCUAUUUUUAGUGGUUUUUGCACAAAACAGAUUUCCUUGACUCAUAAGUGACCAUGAGUUGUACAAUGCAGUUUUAUAAACCGCACUGCUCUGAAAUAUUGGCGGGUCUUCAGGGCUCUACCCGCAGCUCGCCCAUGUGUGUCAAGUGAGGCAUACCCUUAAAAGGGCUGCUUCUUAAAAAGUGGCCAGAGACUAGAGGAGGCCUCGGCAGCUGGGAAGUCUGCUCAGCCGCCCAGAGCCUGGUAAGCCGUGGGAGAUCCUUCUGAGAUUGUUUGAGGAGGGAGAGGCAUGCACACGCAUGUGCACGUGCCCGUCGGCUCCGGGUCUCUACUUCUCGGGUCCCAGAGCGGCUGAGGCCCCUGGCUGGUGGGACUGCCCAGCCAGUGAAGGAGACUGACUGGAGGAGACCUGAGACGGCUGGUCCUCAGAAAGCUCUCUCCUGUGGUUUGUUUCCAGGCCACUGAGAACCUGAGGGCUUCUUUCUACAGAGAAGGCAGUGUCAGGCCCGCCAGGCUCUGGGGGGCUGAGCUUCUGUCCCACCCACAGUGCCAGUGCCUCUCUUUGUCCCUGGCUCCUUUUAAAGGGCAACCCCUACCUUGAAGCAAGAAAGACCCACUAGUAGCAGAUUGCCCAGAAUUUCCGUAGAGCAGAGAGCAGGACCUGAGCACAUGGGGUCCAGGAGCUGCGGGAACCGGGUGGGAGCGGAAGGGAGAGGAGUGCUGGGGGCAGGCCUGUCAGCCCCCACAGCCCAGCUCUCCUGAGCUGCCAGCGCGCUGGGAGAGGGGCUCUGGGGAGGUGGGGAGAGGGAGGGUGAGGCAUCCGAGGCCUGACUUAGACUUUGGCCCUGGCCGUGGGGAUGAGCUUGGGACACCUGUCCACCUGCCUCCCGUGGAGGGGUUGGCCGUCGUGUGCACACUAUGGCUAAUUGACUAUAGGGCAUUUGUAAGUUACUGAGAAUAUAAGGAAGCAGGAAGAAUGAACCAUAUCCUUCCAUUCAGAGCCUCUGUUAGUACUUUGACACAUUUCCUUUUUCUGCCUUGAAACCAUGCCCUCUGUGCUACUUAAUAUGCUGUGUUUCUGUCUUAGCUACUAUAAUAGUGGUGUUUUCUCAAAUAAAGCUUUCAUAAAGAUCAUA